UGAGGAUGAAAGUGGCACAGCUCACUUGGCUGCUCCUAAUGCUCCUUCCUUGCCACCACCUUUUUUUCCCUAUUGCAUGCGCUGCAAACCAGAUUGAUAACCUUAACAAGUUGAUUAAGUCCCGGAGAUCAGAAAAUCCUCCGCUUGCACAAUCUUGGACUGAACAAGCUGUCGGAGAUGAACAUUAUUCUUCGGUGUACAUUGGACCUCAAGAUGGGUUGAGGGCAGCUGACAAGAUUGAUGCUCUGCCGGGGCAGCCUGGAGGAGUGGAUUUUGAUCAGUAUGCAGGCUAUGUAACUGUGGAUCCAAAAGCAGGAAGAGAACUGUUCUAUUACUUUGUGGAGUCACCUCAGAAAUCGUCCAGCAAACCUCUAGUCCUAUGGCUCAAUGGAGGACCAGGAUGCUCAUCGCUUGGCUAUGGAGCAAUGCAAGAAUUGGGACCCUUUAGAGUCAAAAGUGAUGGAAAGACACUCUUCAGAAAUGACUAUGCAUGGAACAAUGUGGCAAAUGUGCUAUUCCUGGAAUCCCCUGCCGGAGUCGGGUUUUCGUAUUCGAAUACAUCUGACGACUAUGACAACGCUGGCGACAAGAGCACUGCCGAUGACUCUCAUACAUUUCUAUUAAACUGGCUUGAAAGGUUCCCACAAUACAAAACCAGAGAUUUCUUCAUAACCGGAGAGAGCUAUGCCGGUCACUAUGUGCCUCAGCUUGCUUACACCAUCCUGUCAAGGAACAAGAACACAAACCAAACAAAAAUUAAUCUAAAGGGCAUUGCAGUAAGUCCAUUAUCAAUUAUCCUCCCAGUCUCUGAAGUAGAAGACUAA
This is a messenger RNA of Cornus florida, 824 nucleotides long. RefSeq names its product serine carboxypeptidase 1-like. Gene Ontology annotation, biological process: proteolysis. Gene Ontology annotation, cellular component: vacuole. Gene Ontology annotation, molecular function: serine-type carboxypeptidase activity. NCBI's taxonomy places the organism in Eukaryota, Viridiplantae, Streptophyta, Magnoliopsida, Cornales, Cornaceae. The coding region runs from base 6 to 824 and encodes 272 amino acids. The transcript is spliced from 3 exons. The record is from RefSeq and is a predicted model, not a curated record.